UGUAACUGAACCUCUGAGCUCCCGUUCUUGAACUUCGCUCUUUAGAAAUGACUGGCCAAGCCAAAAGACGUCGCACUGCUCAGCAAAUCCUCCUGCGACGAGCCUUAGGCAAAAGCGUUAGUGGAGGCCUGGAUCAUGGUGCCGUGGUAUCUCCCCCAUUGAGCAAGGAUUCCACACGGGUCAAUGGAAUUCAGGAGAGAUCCUCGUCGAGAGCAGCAAUGAAACUGCACAGGAUUUUGGCAUCCAAUACACUUAAAGUUUUGCGGGAGAGAAAGACGGCAGGAAAUCUGCCAGGAUGUGAGCUUCAAUCGAGGGACUCACUUUCGUGGGGGAAACUGAAGCCAAGUGAGGACAACCGGGCAUUAAGUGGUCACAGUUUGAAAACCAAAGACCAUUCCAGGGGCAGCUCUCGGUCGCGGUAUAGUACCAGCAAUUACCCAUCCACCUGGCAACUUAAUAUCAGUAGAGCUAAAGAGGAACUGAAAAAGCUUUCUACAGGAUCGCUGGACGAGAUUAUCAACUGUUCGAUUCUCAAUCGCACCCCCUAUGAUCAUCAACUUAGUACGCCACUGAAGUCGGAUAAUUCCUGUCAGUGCACUAUCGAAAAGAAGGCUAGGAAGCGGUUCAAGAAAAACAAAGCGGUUUCGGUGGCCGAAACCCAGACAAUCAGCGAAGAUGAGACAAGGAUUAACUCCGAAGAAAAGAAACCUCCAGCUCCAGAGGGAUUUCAGAAAUUGAAGAAGAGGGUCAACAGCGGGGAGGAAUAUAAGCCACAGCGAAGGGUUUCCAAAACUCCAUCAAGAAGUAGCGAAAACUCUAUGGAUUUUUGUAGGUGUAAGGAACACAUUUCAGGACCAACUUACAGUAACUAUGGCGGUUAUAGUCCCUCGGACACGGAAAUUGAAAUGGGGUCUGAGUACGAGGUAAAGAUACCAAGUCGGUAUGAUCAUCUAAACAAAAUAGAGAAGGUAAGCAAGCCACCCACAAAUGCAGAUACCAAGUGGAGAUUCAAAAUGCCCAGCAAUUCGGAAGUCCAAGAAUACAUGGCCAGUAGAACUUAUGAAAACCUACCAGUGCGUCAAAACAAAAAUAUGGAUCAAGACCGGGAAAUUCAAAGAAAGAUAUUCAAUUCUCCAUAUGAAAGGAAAAAAAUUAAAGAAAGGCCAUUGAAGUGCCAGGGCCGUAAGUACUUAGAAGUUCCGUACGAUUCUUUAAUUGAGACCCCAAGAGAAUUUUAUGGAAGAAAUAAAUUAACUACAAACCCAAGCCAAGUUUCUUUAGAAAACUUUGUUAAUCGCAAUAAUAAGGGGGGAUGCGAAGAAAGGAUGUGCCAUGGUAAAUGUGGAAAACAAAAUAUAUAUCAAGACGACGGACGAAAUUCUUCAAAUUUCUAUCAAGCUACCACUAAUGAAUAUCCGUACUGUGAUCAGGAUGACUCAGAUACUCCAAGAAAAAGGCACGAUACACAAUCCAAUUACAAUCAGAUGCAUAGGAGAUCCCGUAGACAAGCUAAAGCCCCAAGACGAUCUGAUGGUAAUGAAGAUUCAUUUGGUGGUUCCUUUGAAAUGGGAAAUGGAUAUAGGUAUCCUACCACGCCCAAAUGCAUUGUGGCAGUAACUCAGACAUCUACUGUGUUUCUGGAAGGACCUCACGGAAAUGAUGCCAACUAUCAGAAAAUGUCACAUAAUGCUGCACAGCCCAGGCAACAAGUUCAAGAAUUUAAUCCAGAGCAACCAAGAUCACAAAGAUCCAAGACAGGAACAGCAACAUCCAAUUCCCGUUUGAUUGAAUCACACGAAGGUCAAAGCCAGGUAGCACAAUCAAAAUCAGCAGAACCUAAAAAUCAAGAAAGGCAACGUAAUCAGGAAAGUUUUGAACACAGAAAUUCGGAUAAAACUGAUUUUCAGUCCCAACCCAUAAAUCAAGAUGAAAUUAAGGCACAAACAGCAAAAGCUAAGGGCUUAAGAGCUGUGCAAUCCAAUUCCCUUGUAAUUGAAUCCCAUGAAGACCAAGAACAUCUAGUAGAAUCUAGCUCAGAAACUGUAUUGCCCAAAGUGACUGCUCCCAAGAAUAAGAAACCAAUAAGUACGAAAAAACGAAAAGGGAGUAGAGGUUGCAGUUGCUGCAGUAGAAGUAGUUCUAGAAAAAGAUCUGUGAAGAAACCUACAACAAAAAGCCAAGUGUGUGAAAAUUGCCAAUGCAAAAGAUCUGAUGCAAAGAAUCAAGAUGGAAUAAGCAAGUCAGUGAGUAAAGACAAAAUCCUAAAACGAGACUCGUCCCAAACUGACAAUUGUGACGUGAGGGAAAUUUUAAAUAUUCUUCAAAAAACUGUGGCCGGUCUGCAAAAGCAAAUAAAUUCAAGAAAAGGAUUCGGAAAGUAUGAAAAUUCAAAGACAGCAAAUGAAGAUGGGGCAAAACCUUAUUCUCGCCAGCGAAAACCAUUCCGUAUGGAAAGAGAAGCAUAUGGUCAGCCUGUUGGUCCUUUUCAAAAUCAAUACUCCUUCAACGAGGAUACCUCUCAACAAAUUCACUAUCAUAAAAGGCCAACGAAUUUAGGUCAUAAGUUUGCUUACAAUGAAAGAGGUGCUUCAAACGGAAACCCAUCGUGCAUGUGUCCAUCUAAUUCGUAUACAUAUUUCAAAGGCCAAGAGCGUUUCAAAAAUAAUGCAACUUAUCAAGGCAACACAAUUAAUGGAAGGACACUUCAGGACUCCUUUAAUAAUGGUUCCUUAGGAAAUGAACCAUAUACGAAUAUAAGAACAUCUAGACAAACAGAAUAUGAUUACCCAGAGGAAAUAUGCGAACGAAAAAGUCAACCAUAUCGAACCCAAAAACCCUUCAACGAACCCACCAAAUUUGUAACUGGUAGCCAAGGACAAAACCAUUACCCAACGACGGACUAUAAAAACCAGAGUUUUAAUAGAUUCUGCUUAAAUUCCCAGUGCAGUAGAAAUAAUCCCCAGAUGCAGGACCAUCUACAGAAUGUUUCGACAGGCCAACCAAAAAUGGAAUCACCAUAUAGCCCGGUUUCCAAAACUACCUCAAAUUCAGAAAGACAAGCUCCUAAUGUAACAAGCAAAAGUCCAUGUUGUCCUUGUCAAAUUAUAAAUGAUCCAGACCAAGAACAAAGAAAUGGAGGAAUGUCCUUACAGGACCGCCCAGAUAUACGUCCACAAACUUAUACUCCUAAUGAAGGAAGUGGUGUCCAAGAGCCUUUACAAAUAUGUAACAAUGCAACGUGUCCAUAUGCCUUAGAUUACUUCAAAUCAUGGAACAGUCAAAAUGACCCCAAUUCCAAUAGAGCUGGUCAAACGGAAAUCCUGUCGAGGUGCAAUCCUGAAUGUCUUGGGAAUGCACUUAAUUCAGAAAUUCAGAUUCAGAGCAAACGACCCGAGCAUCCACCAGUUGAAAAUAAUCAAGGAAUAGUAACCUUCCAAGUCAGCGAUCAAUACUGUACAGGUGAAACAACACCAAAUAGAGUCAGAAACUAUGAAGAUCCUACACAAGCAUGCAAUAAUCCUUUUUGUGAAUCAGCCGGCCAAUUCUCCAGGUCACGGGAAAAUCCAAAUUACCCCAAAGCACAUAGUACUAUACAUAACUCAAAAGAAAAUUACCAAACAAAGUGCGACCCGGAUUGUGUUUUAAAUGAAACUUUUCAAAUGAGUGGCAACGCUUAUAAUUACGCAUGUCCUGAUACGCAAAAGGGAAGUGAAAAUGGCACUGCACUUAAGUCAGAAAUUAGCAAGCGACCUGAGCAUCCACCAGUUGAAAACAAUCAAGGAAUAGUAACCUUCCAAGUCAGCGAUCAAUACUGUACAGGUGAAACAACAGCCAAUAGAGUCAGAAACUAUGAAGAUCCUGCACAAGCAUGCGAUAAUCCCUUUUGUGAAUCAGCCGGCCAAUUCUCCAGGUCGUGGGAAAAUCAAAAUUAUUCCAAAGCACAUAGUGCUCAACAUAACUCAAAAGAAAAUUACCAAACAGAGUGCGACCCGGAUUGUGUUUUAAAUGAAACUUUUCAAAUGAGUGGCAACGCUUAUAAUUACGAAGAGUUUUGUGGAAAUCCAUAUUGUCCCGAAAAGAACACAAUUAUAAACGAUACAGCUAGAUCUAAACAAGGAAAGGGCUGUCAGAAUUUUUUAGAUCCUUCGUUGGACUACGCAAACAAUCCUGAAAUGAAUUUUUACAGAAAUUCUCAUAACCAUCAGACCGAUGAAGCAUUAUAUCAACAAGAACUAUGCGAAUGGCCCGACAGAAAAAUACUUUCGAAAAACCCACACGUAGGCGUGUCUGUAGAUCACUCUGGAAAUAGAGUUUGCUCAAAUCUUCCUAGGAGUCAAAUGACUAAAAAUUAUUUCCAAACUGCACAGUGCUCACCGAAUUGCCCUACAAGGCCAAACUUUUCCAAUCAAGGUGAAAGUAAACAAGGAGGUCCACGAGUGACAGUUUUGAAUAGACACAAAAGGGAGGAACAAGUAGUUAAAUCUAUAAAUAAUCGUGAACCAUUUCAAGCUACAAAUGAUUCAGAAUUUUACUCGAAUUCAAAGGGUUUGGAUAGAUCAGAUAGAUAUUCCAAGAAGAUGGACAUCAAAGAGGAUAUUUGCAGCAAUUCACAAUGCCCAAAUAAAAUGGUGCGAAGACAUGGAAGCAGAAACGACGACGUAAUACAUCAAACAUAUAGAGAACCGAAAAAUUAUGAAAAAUCUUCAAAGAUUUCUUCGCCUAGAAGAGCACAACUACAAAACUGCCCACAAAACGAAGUCGAGAAAAAGUCCUGCCUUGAAGAUUGUCCUUAUCAAAAAUAUUCUUCCAAUCAAAAAAAUCGAAGGAACACUGGGGCUGGGACUACAACCUGCGCCAAUCCAAACUGCCCAGAUAAUUUAAAAUCUAAAGUAACUUCGCAAAAAGAUAAGCAUUCUCUACAAAAUAGAACUAUGUACUGGACGGACAAUGUUGAAAAAAGCACAAAAGGGCAUAUUUGUAGGAAUUCAGAAUGUACCGCUAAAGCAGGUAUAAAUAAGGAUCGAAAUAAAUAUCCAAAAAACGAUAAAAAAUGCUCUUCGGAAAAGAAGUGUGGAAAUGAAUUUUGUAAAAGUACAAAACCAAUGAAUAGGGCAGGGAAUGAAUAUGGAUAUGGGGAUGGUAAGUCGGGUAAAAUCGGUUCUGCAAGACAAUCAUCGCAAAACGAAAAAAACCCAAAAGUCUAUGGAAAAAAUCCAGUUCCAGAAUAUGAAUUCGAAGAGAAUGGUUAUAAUCGGCAGCGAUACCAAAAUAUUCCCCAAAAUCAAACUUAUCAAGUCUGUGAGAACCCAAAAUGUCCCGAUAGAUUUCGAGAACCUGUUCUCAAAAAUGAGGAGAAGAAAUAUACGAAAGAUUUGUCCUGUAACGCACAAUGUUCUGAUAAAGGUGGUACUUAUAGGGUUCCAAAUGAAUAUAAAAGUACUUCUGAAAGGCAAACAGUAUAUAGCGAACAAAAAGCAACAGGUCAAGGAAAUUUUCAAUGGGAACAAAGAAAUAGUAAGUUACAGAGCAAAAAAGAUACAGAUUUAAACACCAAAAGCUGUAAUCAGCGACUAAAAACAAAUGAUAUUGAUAUCUGUAAUAAUCCAAAGUGCCCAGAUAGACUAAAAGAACCGGACAGUAAGUACCAUUGUCCCAAACAACAGGUUGUCUAUAGGACAAAUGAAAGGAUGGCAAUGGCUCCUGAAAAGGAUCAGUGCGAUAUAAGUUACGAUUCAGAUUCUUGUUUUGAAGAUUGUCCUUACCGCCAUCGAGUUCUCUUCACCGAUCUUCGUAAAUGCGAGAAAAUUCCCAAAAAUAGAAGUCGCCAAAGAAGUGGAAAAUCAGAUAAUUACUAUAUUGAUCAAAUUGAAACUAGAAUCUGCACUUCAUGCGAGAAUUAUGUCCCUCUUAAAAGGGAUCCUCAGGCCAUUCAUAGGCACUGUAAUUUACGUAAUGUGGAAGCAAGUGAUAUGCACGAAUCCAAGGAAAACUUAAUACUAAGAACCAUCUGCAUGCCCCCUAAUAUACCAGCACCAGUUUAUGCCAAACACAGAGAUAACCCUUUAGUAACAGAUCCCAUUUUAACCAGCUACGAUAAGCAUAUUUUGAAAAAUUUCGAAAAAUUCAAGGAAGAAGACAAAAACAAAUCUCAGAAAUGUGCUCAAGAGUGCCCAUUCGUUGCUCAAACUGAAGACAAACCCCUUUUAUUGAAAUAUUCCUCUGCUUGUACAUCAGAAAUAGAAUCCCAAAAUCAUGAUCCUCCAUGCGAUUGCAAAAGUGAAGAAUUGAUAGAAGAAAGAGAUACGGAAAGAAAGAAAUCUAAAUCUUCAAUAUUUAGUUGUUGUUUAAGGCCUCCGAAAAAUGAUAAUGAAUCAAGGUCUAAUCAGGAAACAAAAAUGAAAAUAAACGAAAAAACUCAUUCGAAAUCAAGUGGAUUUACCUGUUUUAGAAAAAAGAAUAAGAUUUCUCGCGAACCUAAAGAAAAUACUCCUUCAAAACCUAGUUGUCCCCCAGAAAAAAAGAAAGAGGUAAGCGCUUCAAAAUCAAGAGGACUCGCAUAUAUUCAACGAACGGAAAAUUCCCAGGAAAAUUCCAAAGAAAGGGAAAGAAAAUCCCCUCGAUCAACAAAAUCUGGAGGGUUCCUCUGUUUCAAAACAAAGAACAAACGGCCGCAAAAUGAAAACUUAAAAGAAGAAUCGCAAAGGGAUAUUGAUAAAGAUCCAGCCAAUGCUAGAAUUGAAAAAAGUGUUAAAGAAGAUAGCAGUAAAAAACCCUCGAAGCGUAGCGGAUUUUUCAAUUUGAAUAGAAAAUCCCAAAAACCAAAGGCAAAAGAAACCGCGGAUGCAGACUGUACUUGUAGUACCCAUCCUUACCAUGAUAAAGACGUUCCCAUUCUGAAAUCUGAAGAUCCUAUCCGCUGUCUACGUGCCCCCAAAGAAAUCAACGAUGGCGAGGUUAGAGUUCUAUAUGACUCCAGUUUCCGGUUCCAGAAAGAAAGUUGCAGCUUGGCAGAUGUCCCGAAAAAUACAUAUUACCAUAACGAUUCUCAAAAUUCAGGACAGGACAUGACGGAGAUCCAGGAGCAGGAGGUCAGUUACUGUCCAUGUAGCAGUGCUAAUGGGUUCUAUAAAAUUGUGCGGUAGUUAUGAUUGAGAGUUUCAUCGAAUAUAUGUAUAUAUUUUUUCGAAGAAAUUCCCAAUCAUAAGUACUUAAAGUGGGCUACUGGAGACCAGAACAAAAUUUAUAAUAAUAUUUAAAUAAAAAGUUGAAUGAAAAUAAUAAGAACUACACAGAAUUUCAAAAAACACGUUAGUUAGUUUUCCAUUUAGUUUUUUAAUAAAUUUACAUAUAAGACAAAUUAUCAGUUCAUUAGUUUUUAACCGUAAAAACCGCCGAAA
This is a messenger RNA of Drosophila sechellia, 7397 nucleotides long. RefSeq lists its product as uncharacterized. NCBI's taxonomy places the organism in Eukaryota, Metazoa, Arthropoda, Insecta, Diptera, Drosophilidae. The record is from RefSeq and is a predicted model, not a curated record. Bases 48 to 7142 code for a protein of 2364 amino acids. The transcript has 3 exons.